Molecule: messenger RNA, 1809 nt
Organism: Hibiscus syriacus
Lineage: Eukaryota; Viridiplantae; Streptophyta; Magnoliopsida; Malvales; Malvaceae
Product: probable acyl-activating enzyme 6
Exons: 1
Coding region: 61-1731 (556 amino acids)
Source: RefSeq, a predicted model, not a curated record
AAGCAGCUUUAAAAAAGCAAAAGAAAUCCGAGCCACCCACAUUUCUGCUCAGGAAAAUUAAUGGAAGACUUAAAGCCGAGACCUGCAAGUUCGUCCCCUCUAACCCCAUUAGGCUUCUUAGAAAGAGCAGCUACCGUGUACGGUGAUUGCACCUCCAUCCUCUACAACACCAAUUCCUACACUUGGUCCCAAACCCACCGUCGCUGUCUCCAGUUAGCUUCUUCCCUCUCAUCUACCGGCAUCAAAUCGGGCCAUGUCGUUUCCGUUUUGGCCCCUAACAUCCCAUCCAUGUACGAGCUUCAUUUCGCCGUUCCCAUGGCGGGUGCUGUCCUCAACAGCAUCAACACCCGCCUCGACGCCCGUACCAUCUCCGUUAUGUUACGUCACUGUGAACCUAAGCUCCUCUUUGUCGAUACCCUUUCUCAGUCUCUAGCCUUGGAAGCCAUAUCUUUGUUCCCCCCUAACGAGAACCACCCUCUUCUGGUCUUGAUCGAAGAUGAUUACGAAGGUGAUGGUGCGAGUUCCAGUGUUGAUUCCCGCUUUUGUUGCACGUACGAGAGCCUGGUGGAGAAAGGUGACCCCGGUUUCAACUGGGUUCGACCCAAAAGUGAAUGGGAUCCGAUUGUUUUGAACUAUACAUCGGGCACCACCUCGUCUCCCAAAGGAGUGGUUCAUUGCCACCGGGGAAUUUUCACCAUCACACUUGAUUCUUUAAUCGAUUGGGAAGUCCCAAAACAACCUGUUUACUUAUGGACACUCCCCAUGUUUCACUCCAACGGGUGGAGUUUCACUUGGGGAAUGGCUGCCGUCGGUGGAAUCAAUAUUUGUGUCCGGAAAGUCGACGCCCCUAUCAUCUAUGGUUUGAUUAGAAAGCAUGGCGUCAAUCAUAUGUGUGGAGCCCCCGUGAUACUCAACAUGUUAUCAAAUUCUCCUGAAGCUAAACCACUAGCGAACCCAGUAAAAAUCAUCACUGCCGGAGCUCCACCUCCGGCGCCGGUUCUUUUGAGAACCGAGUUACUCGGGUUUGUAGUGAGUCAUGGGUACGGGUUAACCGAAACAGGUGGGCUGGUUGUGUCUUGUGCUUGGAAAAGGGAAUGGAACAAGUUUCCAGCAACGGAGAGAGCGAGGCUGAAAGCGAGACAGGGAGUGAGAACUCUGGGUAUGACGGUAGCGGACGUGGUGGAUCUCGAGUCAGGACUGAGUGUUAAACGCGACGGGUCAACUCUUGGGGAGAUCGUUCUGAGAGGUGCUUGUGUUAUGUUGGGGUAUCUAAAGGACCCAAAGGGUACAUCCAAGUGCUUGACGGAAAACGGUUGGUUUUACACCGGAGAUGUUGGGGUGAUCCACCCCGAUGGAUAUUUGGAAAUCAAAGAUCGUUCCAAGGAUGUUAUAAUCAGCGGUGGGGAGAAUCUGAGCAGCGUUGAAGUUGAGUCCAUUUUGUACACUCACCCGGCCAUCAAUGAAGCGGCGGUGGUGGCCAGGCCAGAUGAGUAUUGGGGAGAGACUCCCUGCGCUUUCGUGAGCUUGAAAGGUGAGUUAACUCGUAAACCGAGUGAGAUUGAGAUAAUGGAGUAUUGCAGAGCCAAGUUGCCACACUACAUGGUACCCAAAACGGUGGUGUUCAAGGAAGAAUUGCCCAAGACUUCAACGGGGAAGAUUCAGAAGAUGGUUCUGAGAGAAAUUGCAAAGGGAAUGGGUUCAUCUUCCUUCACUCGGGUGAGUAGAAUGUGAACCGAGUCGAACCGAGUUGUUAGGUAGCCCUUGUCGUUUUUCAUGAAUGUCUGGAUUAGCCAGGUCAUUAUGGUUUCA